Molecule: messenger RNA, 225 nt
Organism: Adineta steineri
Lineage: Eukaryota; Metazoa; Rotifera; Eurotatoria; Adinetida; Adinetidae
Source: the annotation of a GenBank genome assembly
AUGGAUUUAUUUGAUGCACUAUUCUAUUGGGGACGAAUAACUCGACAAGAUGCUGAAGAAAUUCCCGAACAAACAGGUUUAAAAAAUGGUUUAUAUCUUAUACGAGAAAAAUUUGAAGAAGCCGGUGCUUAUGCUAUUACAUUAUGUUAUUUAAAACGAUUUUAUCAUUAUCGUAUUGAUCGUCUUUUAAAUGAUAAUGUUGUUCUUAAUGGAUCACGUGCUUAG